AUGCGCAGAUUCUCCGUAUAGUGUGGCACAUGACGGAUGGGGAAGCAUGAACAGCUCUUCUGAAGUCGAAGAUGGGACUCGGCAUAAAAACCAGACGUUCUGUGAGUGUGUGCCCAGCUCCUCCCAGCUCAAACACCGCUGGUCAGACUCAGACACGGCCAGAGAGACGCCCGCCAAGAGGAUGAGCUGCAGCUACCUGCUCUGCACCAUCCUGCUCUUCGUGGCCGUCCUAUUGGCCGUCACCGUGACCGGCACCAUCCUCUUUAUGAAUCACUACCAGGCCCCACCCAUGUCCGACGGCCUCCCGCACAUCUCCACCAAUCAGGACGAGGCCAACGCCCUGGUGACCGUGGAGCGGGGCGACGGCUCUCGCAUCAACAUCUUCAUCGACCCCAACUGUCCCGACUACAACAGUAACUUUUUGCGGCUGGAGGGCGUGCAGACGUCGCUGCUCCACUCGCUCAGCGACCACGACUCGGACCUGAAGUCGGUGAAGGGCCAGGACCGGACGCUCCUGGUCAGCCUGGCCGAGGAGGUGGCCAAGCUGUCGGCCCACGCCGGGCAACUGAAGAUGGACUAUGAGUCUCUGCGCAGGGGGCAGGGCAGCCUGGGGCAAGACCUCAACACGCUGCAGAUGGAGCAGGGGCGCCUCAUACAGCUGCUGUCAGACAGCCAGAUGAACAUGGUGAAGGUGGUGAACUCUGUGAGCGACGCGCUGAACGCCAUGCAGAAGGAGAACGUGGGCCUGAAGGCGCGCGUCAAGGCCGACCUGCAGAGGGCGCCGGUGAGAGGGGCUCGCUUCAAGGGCUGCGCCAACGGCUCGCGUCCCCGUGACUGUGGCGACCUGUACGCCAGCGGCCAGCGGGAGGACGGCAUCUACUCGGUGUUUCCUGUUCACUUCCCCGCAGGCUUCCAGGUGUACUGCGACAUGACCACGGACGGAGGAGGCUGGACGGUGAUCCAGCGCAGGGAGGACGGCUCGGUCAGCUUCUUCAGGGCGUGGGAGUCGUACCGCGAGGGAUUCGGCAAGAUCACCGGUGAACACUGGCUCGGCUUGAAGCAGAUCCACGCCCUGUCCAUCCAGGGGAACUACGAGCUGCGCGUCGACCUGGAGGACUUCGAGAACAGCACGGCGUACGCCCAGUACGGGACCUUCGGGGUCGGCCUCUUCUCCGUGGACCCCGACGACGACGGGUACCCCCUCACCGUGGGGCACUACUCCGGCAACGCAGGCGACUCCCUGCUGAAGCACAAUGGCAUGAAGUUCACCACCAAAGACCGGGACAACGACCACUCGGAGAACAACUGCGCCGCCUUCUACCACGGCGCCUGGUGGUACCGCAACUGCCACACCGCCAACCUCAACGGGCAGUACCUGCGCGGCCAGCACACCUCCUACGCCGACGGCAUCGAGUGGUCCUCCUGGACCGGCUGGCAGUACUCGCUCAAGUUCUCCGAGAUGAAGAUGCGGCCGACCCGCAACCAGGAGAACAAAUGACGACGACGACAACAAAAUGACCGAAAAAAAUAAAGAUACAUUUUUUUUUUCAUUACAAAAACCACAAUUUCUGACGAGCUAUAGAUAUAUACAGGCGGAGUUACAUGUAUUGAUAUUGUUUAUCCCCUCAAACAUACCUCUUUGAGUUUCUAAUUGCCUUCUCUGCGUCUCCCUCCCUCCAUCACUCAUCUCCCGGUGUCACCACCGACAUGUAAAAUAAGCAUCGUGCAUAUUCCUCGUUAUGAUCCGGCGUAGCAGAGAUUUGAGGCCGAGCCAGCUUCACGCGGUCGGUCCGAGCAUCGCCUGCCGGGCCGAGCCGACCCCGACAUGCAACUCUGACCUCCCAUCUGUGGCUCCCCCCCCGGUGGUCCGGCCUCACCGCCCAUCGCCGUACAAUCUGUGCCCGGAGAGACGUUCGCUCCCAAUGUAGUAGAAACGAACACCGCCGCCACGUAGAAGACAGAAAUUAGUCGAAAGGAAAAGGGAUGAGAGGAGAGGGGGGAGGGGGGGGGGCAGAGUGAAUCAAAGGAGAGCGAGGAAGUGGAUGAAGACGAGGUGCAAGAAAAGGAUGAAAAAGAAGAAGGAGACAAAGGAAAGAGAGAAGGAAUAAAGAGGAUCUGGUUGGUCUGACGUGGGCCAUUAGGAAGCAUAUUGGGCACUUUGUCUGAUGUGGCUGCCAGCUGAGGGCCGGCCAACGGAGCCUCCACAGAUGGUAACCCAGCACUGUGUGUGUGUGUGUGUGUGUGUGUGUGUGUGUGUGUGUGUGUGUGUGUGUGUGUGUGUCUUCAAUAAGAGAGAGAGAGAGACAGACAAGACUUCUCUAACAUUAUCAGUUUCAGUCCAGCGGCCCCCGGCGGACCACAGAGUUUAGCCCAGACAGAUUGAACGUGAUGCGUUCAGGUGCAGUCGUAAUCGGGAAAACAACGUUCGUGUUACGGGAAUUCGGGGAAGAUACUGACGACAAUUUGACGGAGACCAACGGGAUCACAGAAUCAAAAACAUUGUCAUGUUUUCACCCCGUUGUUUUCGUUGGACCUGUCGAGGGAACCCCCCCCCCCAUCCCCCAACCCACUCCUCCUCCUCAUCCUCACCUCUUUGCUUCGUCCUCCUUUGUUUCUCCACUCCAGGUGAUUCUUCUGGGUUUUAUUCGUGUGACUCUUGUCGUGGGGGGGAACAGUGUCGUAAAAUAAGAUGUGACGCUCUCAGCCGCUGUUUUUGUUUUCCUUCUGAAUUCUACAACGUGUUAUGGACAAAAGCAAAAAUUGCCGGAGAGAAAAAAAGAAAUAAAAAAGAAAGAACAACAGAAAAAGUAAAGAAAGAAAUAAAACAAAUGUGUAUGAGGAAAAAAACACUGAGGCAAUAUGUGAGCAGAAAAUAGUGCGUUCCUGAUUUCCCCGUCUUUUAAUUAGAUUUUCUUUUCUCAUAGAGUUUAUUUGAUGUACUAAAAAGCUUAAAAAAAAGAAAUAUCUGUAGAUUUUAUUGUACAGUGUGUCUUUUAGAGCAUGUGAAGCUGUUUUCUUACUACGCUGAAACACAAAGAACACUCAAGCACAUGGACUCAAAUCCCUCGGGUGGAAGAAAUAAAACACAAAUACAUUUUAAAAAGCAACAAGUAUUUCUUCUAGAAGGACGACGGGCCGCGCGUGAAGAGGAGGGAACGUCCCUGAGAGGUCGCGCGGCACGAGGACCACGUCCUCGCGGCCUCGCCCGGACACGUGGGACCUUCACCUGCCGCCCGGCACCUGGACACUCUUCUUUUUUUUCUUUUUUUGGGGGGAAACGAGUGCCGAGCACAAAAUGUGGCACGGAAUAAAUAAAUCCCCCCGACACCGGAACAGCUGCGAGUCUGUCUGCCAUCACCGGCGCGAGAGGAAGGAUCCCCCCCCCCCCCUCGUUGAGCGUGUGUGUGUGUGUGUCUUCAACAUCAAAAAAGCACAGAUGUGUGUUGCAAAUACUCACAGGCGUGUGAUUAUGGCACAAUGGAUUGAGGAUUUGACAAUAUGGAUGGACACUCAAGGAGAAGGAGGUGUGUGUGUGUGUGUAUACACGUAUAUGCACACUUGGGUUGGCAGAAGGCCGAGUGUCUUUCUCUGUGGAGUUUUGGAGUAACGUGACGCUUCUGUAAAAAAAAAAAAAACUCCCCCCCCCCGCUAUUUGUGUUGAUACCAGAGAGAUUUACAUAAUUAUAAAAAUGAACUAUUACUUAUUGUGAUCGUGAACCCAUGAGGGUGCACCCCCCCCCCCCCCGCCAC
Molecule: messenger RNA, 3750 nt
Organism: Pseudoliparis swirei
Lineage: Eukaryota; Metazoa; Chordata; Actinopteri; Perciformes; Liparidae
Gene: fibcd1b
Product: fibrinogen C domain containing 1b
Exons: 8
Coding region: 47-1498 (483 amino acids)
Source: RefSeq, a predicted model, not a curated record